AUGAAUGAGUCUAUUUCACAAAGUAAGCCAAUUGGAUCAUCACCUGCGAUUAAUUCAGCGAUUGAAAAUGAAACGCAAACUAAUCAUGUCUCUGAUAAUGAUGAAAUUGAGUCAGGGGGUAGAAAGAGGAAAACACGAUCAAUAGUAUGGAACCACUUUAAGAAAAUUAAAGUGGAUGGUAGUGAUAAAGCAGAGUGUAACUAUUGCAAAAAGAAAUUGGGAGCGAACUCGAAAAAUGAUAUACGCAAACAUAUCUUAGUAGGGGAGAAAAAUAAGGUUGAUGGUACUUCAUCUUAUGUUUCUAAUUAUACUUUUAAUGCGGAUAAAUCAAGAAGAAAUCUCGCGGAGAUGAUAAUCAUACACGAGUAUCCACUUUCAAUAGUAGAACAUCAUGGGUUCCGAAAGUUUGUGGGGGGUCUUCAGCCUUUGUUUAAGGUUACGUCUCGAAACACCAUUAAAAGUGACAUAUUAAAGAUUUAUGAUUUUGAAAGACAAAAGACAUUGAAGAUGUUAGAGAAGAACACUAGUAUGAUAGCAAUUACGACUGAUAUGUGGACGACUAACAAUUAAAAAUAGGGAUUUAUGGCGGUCACUGCUCACUUUGUUGAUCAAAAUUGGAAUAUGCAAAGUCGGAUCAUGAGGUUUAUUUAUGUGCCUUGUCCACAUACAUCUGAAGUUCUUGCGGAUGUACUUUAUGAUUGUUUAUUGGAUUGGAAUCUUGAUAGGAAACUGUCUACAUUAACUGUUGAUAAUUGCACCAUAAAUGAUGCAAUAAUCAACAUAUUGUUGGAUAAGCUUCCUAUGAGUUCACUUAUGAUGGGUGGGAAGUUGUUCCACAUGCGAUGUUGCACACACGUUCUCAAUUUGAUAGUUCAAGAUGGAUUGGCUGUUCUUGGGGACGGGAUUGAAAGGAUCAGAGAUAGUGUGGCCUUUUGGACUGCAUCGCCAAAAAGAGAUCAAAAGUUUGAGGAAGCAGCUCGCCAAUUGGGAAUAUCAUCCACCAAGAAAUUGGCACUUGAUUGUAAGACUCGAUGGAACUCUACUUAUUUGAUGAUUAGUGUUGCUAUAGUUUACAAAGACGUCUUUCAACGCUUACACCAACGAGAGUCUCAAUAUAAAAGUUUGCCAACACAAUGGGAUUGGGAGUUUGCUAAAGAGAUUUGUGAUAGAUUGCAAUUAUUUUAUGAGGUAACAAUAAUGUUUUCUGGUUCAAAGUAUCCCACUACAAAUGUAUUUUUUCCAUCAAUAUGUGAAAUUAGAUAUUCUUUGGUCGAUUGGUCAUGUUCUCCUAGUGAAGUUAUUAGAAACAUGGCUAAAAAAAUGCUUUUGAAGUUUGAUAAGUAUUGGUCUGUUAUACAUGGGAUUAUGGGAAUGGCAGCGGUUUUGGGUCCUCGGUAUAAAUUGAAGUUUGUGGAGUUACUUUUUCAUGUGUUGUACGGACAAGACAAAUCGGCGAUUGAACUUGAGAAGCUCAAAGAAUUGGUCUACACUUUGUUUCAAGAAUAUGAGUUUAGUGAUCCUGGCGUAAGAAACAACAGCGAAGGUGUUAGUGGUCCAUCUUCUUUAAGUUCAGGGUCUUCAGCAAGUCAUCGGGUUGAAUUUAAAAAACUCUUAUCAAAUAUUGCUUCAAUGGCCAACCAGCAUGAUGAUUCAGGUAUUACAACAGAAUUGGAUAAUUAUUUGAAAGAAAAACUUUUGCCUAAAGACAUGGAACUUGAUUUGCUACUUUGGUGGAAGACAAAUGGGUUUAAAUACCCAACACUUCAAAGGAUGGCUAGAGACAUAUUAGCCGUUCCUAUUUCUACURUCGCCUCGGAAUCUGCAUUUAGUACCGGUGGAAGAUUGGUAACUCCACAUCGUAGUCGACUUCAUCCAAAAACAUUGGAGGCUCUAAUGUGUGCUCAAAGUUGUCUAUUGAAUGAAAUACGAGAAACUUGUUCUGAUGAGACCGAARCAUAUUGCCAUACUAUUGAGUAUGAUUAUGACGUGGAAGAGUCUUUUACAUWCAUUUUCUUUUAUAGGAAGCUAAGGAAAGUGAAAGCUUGGGUUGACGAGUUUGGCCGUUUGGGAGUUCUCGGUUUGAAGUUGAUUCGGGUUCGGGUUCGGGUAAAACCAAUGGGUAACGAUUAUUCUGCUCUUAACGGGUUACCAAUGGGGAUCGGGGAAACCGCGGGGACCCGAUGGGAAUCCCUGAUAAGAUCCCCGACGGGGAUCGGGACGGUUACGGGGAUGGUUAUGGUUAUCGGUUUCGGGGACAGGGACUCUAAAAACCGGCCCGAACCCGGCCCGUUGCCAUUCCUAACAUGA
Molecule: messenger RNA, 2307 nt
Organism: Cynara cardunculus var. scolymus (artichoke)
Lineage: Eukaryota; Viridiplantae; Streptophyta; Magnoliopsida; Asterales; Asteraceae
Product: zinc finger BED domain-containing protein RICESLEEPER 2-like
Exons: 6
Molecular function (GO): protein dimerization activity; DNA binding
Source: RefSeq, a predicted model, not a curated record